This is a messenger RNA of Python bivittatus (Burmese python), 3370 nucleotides long. The record is from RefSeq and is a predicted model, not a curated record. NCBI's taxonomy places the organism in Eukaryota, Metazoa, Chordata, Lepidosauria, Squamata, Pythonidae.
ACUGCUCUUAACUCCCCCCACCUUUAAUUUGCAGGUAAAAGAGGAAUUCUAGAAGAAAAGACACUUGUAGUUUGCAAGCAUGCCAUUUCCCUUUGGCAAAUCACACAAGUCUCCUGCAGACAUAGUGAAGAAUUUGAAGGAAAGCAUGGCAGUUCUAGAAAAACAAGAUAUUUCUGACAAGAAGGUAGAAAAGGCUACCGAAGAAGUUUCAAAAAACCUAGUUGCCAUGAAAGAAAUCUUAUAUGGCACCAAUGAAAAGGAACCUCAGACAGAAGCUGUAGCCCAGCUUGCUCAAGAACUAUACAACAGUGGUCUUCUUAGUACCCUAGUAGCUGAUCUACAACUCAUUGAUUUUGAGGGUAAAAAGGAUGUGGCUCAAAUAUUCAACAACAUUCUGAGAAGACAAAUUGGUACUAGAACACCCACAGUUGAAUACAUCUGUACUCAGCAAAAUAUAUUGUUCAUGCUGUUAAAAGGGUAUGAAUCUCCAGAAAUUGCUCUGAAUUGCGGAAUCAUGUUAAGAGAAUGCAUCAGACACGAACCACUGGCGAAAAUAAUCUUGUGGUCAGAACAAUUUUAUGACUUCUUCAGAUACGUGGAAAUGUCAACAUUUGACAUUGCUUCAGAUGCAUUUGCAACUUUCAAGGAUUUACUUACCAGGCACAAAUUGCUGAGUGCAGAAUUCUUGGAACAGCAUUAUGAUAGGUUCUUCAGUGAAUAUGAAAAAUUGCUCCACUCAGAAAACUAUGUAACAAAACGACAGUCACUUAAGCUACUUGGUGAAUUGCUACUGGAUAGACACAACUUCACAAUUAUGACAAAAUAUAUCAGUAAACCUGAAAAUCUCAAGCUAAUGAUGAAUCUUUUACGGGACAAAAGUCGCAACAUUCAGUUUGAGGCCUUCCAUGUCUUUAAGGUGUUUGUAGCCAAUCCUAACAAGACGCAACCUAUAUUAGAUAUUCUCUUAAAGAACCAGACCAAACUUAUUGAGUUUCUCAGCAAGUUUCAGAACGACAGGACCGAGGAUGAACAAUUUAAUGAUGAGAAGACCUAUUUAGUUAAACAGAUCAGGGAUUUGAAAAGACCAGCACAACAAGAAGCCUAAUCUUCUAUAAACCCCUAAAAUAUUAAAUCCAAAUUCAGCAUUUGCUGUUAGAUAUUCAGCAUCAGGCACUCUUAUCACUUCAUGAGGAACAUUACUGCUAAUCUGCUGUUCAGUGAACAGUUUGUUUGUUUUUUUUCUUCUCUUUAUUUUUUAGUCCGAGUUGACAAACCUAGCUGCUGCUUUCUUGCACAAUGUGGACUUUCUUGAUAUUUGUGUCUGAAUUCAAGCACACUGCUUGUUUUUAGAAGUCCGGGGUGGGGGUGGGAUGGGAAAGAUUAUUGGUUCAUGAAACAAACAUAGAAGAUAGUUUGGGAUAGGAGAGACGGUAUUAGAGUAGUUUGCGACAGGGUGCAUGCUAGCAAAUCUGAUUCAAUCCAUAUGUUUGCACUUAACCUUGUAUGAGAUGCGAGCACAACGUGAUCUGUGCAUAUCUGGCACCAUAGUAUAAGAUUAUAUGCCUUGAUUUUUUUAAAAAAAAUGUGCAGUGCUUUAAUUGUAAUCAAAGGGGAAAUGUAUCUAAGAUGUGAGCUUUCUGGGAUGAACAGUUGUCUUGCAAAUAAAAUUGAUACUGAAACAUAGCAACUUCUAAGAGUGACAUCUCAGAGUUCAUAAGGAAAAUGUAUAUAUGCCUUUCAUUGCUUUAUAGUUUGUUUUUGAGAGUGAUUUUCUGAGAAUUGAGAUGUAGACUUGGAAAUACAUUAUAAAUUUUUUUGUUAAUUUUACUUCAAAGUGUUUCAGACAAUAGAGCUUAGCAGUGACACUUUGUAUUUCAUUUCAACAAUGCUUGUUUUCUUCUGUAUAUAACUCCUACGCUGCUCAUUUCUUUAAAAAUGAUUUAAUUUGUACAGCAGAGGAAUGUUAAUGUAUUAGUCUGUAACUUUUACCUGAUACUGAUACUGAGUUUUGCAAAAUGAAAGCUCAUGUGAAAUGAUACUUUGGAUCACAUGAAAAUACUGAUUUCACAUUUCUUAAAUACUGCAGCAUUAAAAAGAAUCCAUUUUUUUCUGUAUUUGCAGAUAUAAUGCAGUGCCAUCAGUUAGAGUAGACUAAAAAAAUAGCUCUGGAACCCACUAACUUGUAUUCUUUAAUGUUGGCCUUCUCCAUUUAUGUUAGUGCUGUGUUCGGCCAAUUGUAAAUUAUAAAGAUUAUGCUAAAUUAAUUCAGAUUUGUUUUUUCUUGUGGGUAUAAAGAGAAGCUCUCUUUUCAUAUAGUUAGUAUAAUAGUUGUGUUGGUAUUUAACUUAUAUUUCCCCUUCAACAACCAUAAUUUUCAUAACUGUCCUAGUGUCAAUAUCUUGUUCCUUAAUGCUGCAAACUAUCAGUAUUUAUUUUUUUUAAAGACUGAUUUUGCACCACUUUUUUGUUACUGUGAUCAUAACAGAAAUGCUAGAUAUAUCUAAACUAUGUUAUCAAAAUCUUAUCUAUUCAUCGUAAUAGUAGUACUGAGAUCACAACCAGCCAACUUUGUGAAUUAGGGGUAUGAAAGUUCAAAUUCCGCAUGAUUGAAUCUGACUGAGAAUGCUAUACAAUUAUUUAUUGCUUUCUAGCUUCUAUAUGAUUAAAUUAUUUCACAAAUGAUUAAUCUGCUGAUUGACAUUUUAGCUAAUUUUUAAAGCCUUCAUGAAGGAAGUUGGAAUACAGUCCAGCAAAUAGGAUUCUGAUAAUGUUGGAUAUCAACAUGGCUAUGCUUCUUUCAGCAGCCAUAAACCAUUUGUCCUUUGCAAAAUGGUCUGUAAUAUCUACUGAAAAAAAAAUCAUAAUCCUUUAUUGAAUCAUUUAUAUAAACAGGCAAAACAACCAUGGAGGUGGUAAUAUUAUAGUUCAGUACUCUGUCCUUUUUUUAUAUUUUGGUUUAUUAUAGCUAAGACAAGGAAAUAUUAGGUGGCAAGUUAUUCUCCAUUAUGCAUAAGGCUUCCACUUUUAGGAAAAAAAUAUAGACAUGCUAAAAGUUGUAUAUGUGUGUGUGUAUAUAUACAUCUCUGUGUGUGUGUGUGUGUACAUACACACACACACACACAUAUAUAUCUAAAUAGAUAUAUGAAAGUUAAAAGAUGGAUCUGGAUAUUGAUUUUGCUUCUCUAUUAUUUGGCAUGGGACAAAAUGGCUAUACUUUUAAAAAAACAUUAAUCCUUGGAGUGUUGGCUUUCAGAAAAAAGUUGUAUUUAAGACCAUUUGAUGUGCUAUUCAUAUUAAAAACUAUUGUACUGGAAAUGGUUUCUUAUCUGUGUGAAGGCUUAAAGAUAUUACUAAAAGUUAUUUAAUGUGA